Messenger RNA from Alosa alosa (allis shad), 3819 nucleotides. It is a transcript of the gene senp6a, whose product is annotated as SUMO specific peptidase 6a. The record is from RefSeq and is a predicted model, not a curated record. Gene Ontology annotation, biological process: regulation of kinetochore assembly; regulation of spindle assembly; protein desumoylation. Gene Ontology annotation, cellular component: cytoplasm; nucleus. Bases 326 to 3682 code for a protein of 1118 amino acids. NCBI's taxonomy places the organism in Eukaryota, Metazoa, Chordata, Actinopteri, Clupeiformes, Clupeidae. Gene Ontology annotation, molecular function: SUMO-specific endopeptidase activity. The transcript is spliced from 25 exons.
GCUAGCAGCAGGAUGGAUAUAGCAAAUACCAAACAACAGGGGUGGACAGCGCCACGCUAGCGUUAGCUAAACUCUUCUAAAACAAAUUGAAUUUUGGUGUGCAAUGCAUAAAUACAAUAUAAAACGACAUAUUGGUUUAACUGACGUCUGUAUGCAUCCAUCUCUGAAAUAUAUAUGAAGAUUACAAAACACAUUUUCUUGACAGUGAAAAAUACUGGAGCUACAUUCUGGUGUACAACUAGCAGCAGGCGCCAAGUCUCAUUCGGCAACGUAGCUAGAGAACUGAGGAGCACUCAUCCUCCGUCGAUGACAACAUGGAGUAAACAUGGCCCACAAGAGCAUUUUUAUUGAAGCUCUAGAUAGAUCAGAGGCCAAGAGAGAUGGAGGUUACAGACAGAACUGGAGCUUCUCUCUCUCUGGUGACUGUGAGGAGCAGAGGAGGCAUGACCCUCCUGUGAGUAUGGAUGAAGCUGGCGGACCGCAGGAGCUCUCCCCUGAGGGGUUGAAGUCUCCCCCCCUGAAGCAUUUCACUUCCACUGACACGCAGAGGACUUACGAGAGGAGGCCAAACCAUCCCAAUCAUUAUAGGACUCUAAACAAAAUUGGAACCAAUAGGAUGCUCAGUGAAAGUCCACACUCGGUAGCAGCGUCUCAACAGAUGCCCAACAGAACCAAUUAUUUUAUUCUCAGCCCCUCGCCCUCGCAGGGUGUAGUCGUUCAGGGGAGACUGUUCCAGCACGCACACACUCCCUCUGCAGUACGUAAGCCCACCCAAAGCAGUCUUGACUUGAAAGAAAGAAGUGACUUCAACACCCAGUCAAUCCAAAGAGUAGACAUUGAGAGCAUUACACUCACCUGCCAAGACAUCUCAGAUACGGAUGACAUCAGCAUUAAGAGGCGUGUUCAGCAUAAGAGGAGGCCGGUGCAUGACCCCAUGGUCAGCUUCUCUCCAGCACACACAGUAGAGCCCGUCCUUCAGCCUCAUGAGUACUUCUCUGUGUGUGGGAAGUGUGGCAAACGCAGCGAGGACCACACCAAGUGCCAGAACUGUGGUAUUGCUCUUCCAGCCGAGUCGCUCCCCCCACACCACCAGCACUCGUCCCAGGCGAACCCCACCCUCUCCCCCCACGCCAGACCCCCCAUCCGCUCCACUCAGCCCUCCCCCGCCCUCUCGAGCAGCUCGAAUAGCGGCCUGACGCUCGGCAACAAGAACUUCUAUGGCGCGGCCGCCGGCGGCCUGCACUCGUCUCACGUGGACGUGGUCAUGAACCCGCCCGCCCGCAUUACCCGCGGUAACCUGCUGAUGCCGCACAGCGGCGGUCGGACGUGCAUGGGGCUGGCGGGGAGUACUGCGGCAGCUUCGACAUCGUACCAGGCCAAAAUCUCAAACUGCAAGAGGCAUUCGCUCUCCAAGGCCCAUGAACUCAACGACCCUAUUGUGCUGUCCAGUGACGAAGAGGAGGAGGCUGACAAUGCCAGCACGGGUAGCGUCAACCGAUUGGACAGUGUGUCUCCACGGCCUGCGGACUCUGCCCACUCCUCUCCGGCGCCCUCGGGGGGCAAGGUCGAGGCAGCGGUAAAGGGGCCGGCAGAGCAGCAAGACGAGCUCACAGCUGACUACUUCACUGAGAUCACAGAACCGCGCCUCGUGAUACCCAGGAAACCGCGCAUGAAAGAUGCGUAUGGAAACGCGGUGUGCGAAGACCACUGUACCCCAAAGAGGCGUAAAAUCACUGCUCCCAAGCUAGAGAGCAUCAUCCUGGAGUGUCGCAGUGUCAGAAUAGGGACCCUGCGACGGAUGGUCACCAAGCCUGUCAUUUUCUCAUCAGAAUACAUUCAGCUUGAAACUGAAAGUCGUGAGGUGGACAUUAUGGAGAAGGUGCGUCUGCGGGCGUCGGAGCUGACCAGCUGUGAGUGGUGCAACGUGCGGAAGCUGCCGGUGCUCUUCUUCCAGACCAGCGCGGCGGAGUGUCAGCGGCUACGCCAGCAGCUUCACAUGUCGCAGGAGAGCGGUGGCCUGUGGUACGACUGCAGCGGCAACAAUCUGGACGAAAAGUACAUAGUGCUCAUCUUCGAGAACGGACUCUCCAUGCAUGAGCAGAUGAUUCUAGAGGAGAUCUUGGUAGAGAUUGGGCGCACCAAUGCCCUCACCGAGUUCCCUUCCAAGCUGACCUUCGCGGAAGCCAACGUAAGACUGGUGCAGUACAACAAGGCCGCCAAGGAAAAGGAGAAAGUCAAGGUGCAGGAGAACACACAGAAAAGCACAGCAGCCACAGCCUCAGCAACAGCUACGUCCAGCCCAACCCCCACCACCCCCACCACCAGCCCAACCCCCACUAACACCUCCACCUCCAGCCCAGACGAUAUGGAGCUGCAGCCUACAUUCACUGGCCCUGUAGUAAAGCUCAUGGUGUACCCCCCUCCCCCGGCCAAGGGAGGAAUAUCCGUGACCAAUGAAGACCUCCACUGCCUCAACGAUGGAGAAUUCCUUAACGAUGUCAUCAUCGACUUUUAUUUAAAGUAUUUGUUCUUGGAACGGUUGAAAAAGGAGGAUGCAGGACGGAGCCAUGUGUUCAGCUCUUUCUUCUACAAGCGGCUAAACCAGCGCGAGAGGAGGAAUGUGUCGGACACGGCCAAUCUCCCGAUCCAGAAGAGAAAGCACAACCGGGUGAAGACCUGGACUCGCCACGUCGACCUCUUCCAGAAGGACUUCAUUUUCGUCCCCAUCAACGAGUCGGCUCACUGGUACCUGGCUGUGAUUUGUUUCCCUGGCCUAGAGGGCCCGAAGCUGGAGCCUAACCCCCUUUACCAGCCCCCUUCACAGGCUGUCAACAGGGUCAGCCCUGUGCUCGACCGGGAGCACCCUUCGUCGGUCCGGGAGGCGCCGACGUCCGCCCCCGCCGACCCCUCUCCGCCCCACAGCGGUGCCCCAGUGGCCUGCCCGCUCGGACCCGCCAACGCCGCCGGGCAGCAGCACAAGGCCGUGCCCGUGUGCCCACACCUGGCCCAGGAGACCGGCUGCGGCCACGGCAUUAACGGCCAGCUCAAGGUCCAGCCACAGUACUCAGACGGUUUGCACAGGAUCAGCGUGUGUUAUGGAUCAGGGAGUGGCCAUGAUGACGCCUUUGUCUUCCCUGAUGAGAGAAGCUCGAGUCCCGAUGAGUGUAGUGAAGACGGGGCACUGGCGGACGACACUCUAAAUUCUGAAGGCAUGGAGUGGACGUCCAAACCUACCAUCUGUAAACAGCCUUGUAUUCUCAUCAUGGACUCCUUACGGGGCCCAGCUAGAUCCACUGUAGUGAAAACUCUCAGAGAAUACCUUGAGGUGGAAUGGGAGGUGCGGAAGGGGACCCAGCGGAGUUUUGGCAAGGACGUGAUGAAGGGCUCGAGUCCGCGCGUGCCUCAGCAGGACAACUUCAGCGACUGCGGCGUGUACGUCCUGCAGUACGUCGAGAGCUUCUUUGAGACCCCUAUCCCAAGUUUCCACCUCCCCAUGAACCUGUUGGAGUGGUUUGCUCAGCAGCGGAUGAAGAGGAAGCGGGACGAGAUCAAGGAGCUGAUCCUGAAGCUGCAGUCGCAGCAGCAGGCCGAGGGCAUCACGCCAGGCCUCGGGGCCGACGAGGACGCCGACGAGGAGGACCCUGACGGACUGGACGUGCAGGAUAUCCCCGUCACGUCCUGAGGCUGCUGCGGCACCUUGGCCUUUUUCGCCGUCUCCGCCGAUGCUGCUCGUGUGCUCUUGAGUCUCACACAUUUGGUUCAGUCUGGGCCUCCCUUCUCUCUCUCUCUCUCUCUCUCUCUCUCUCUCUCUCGAGCCCU